Molecule: messenger RNA, 303 nt
Organism: Haemonchus placei
Lineage: Eukaryota; Metazoa; Nematoda; Chromadorea; Rhabditida; Trichostrongylidae
Source: the annotation of a GenBank genome assembly
AUGGCUACAACAGAGCCUAUCGCCAAAAACACCUCACCAUUCCUUUCUAUUUUUCAUCGGAAAAAGCGGGUUAAUGGUGCAAAAUCAAGUGACGACAUCAAAGCGGCCGCUGGACCACCCAGGGAGCAGUUAAAUAGCAUCGUAUCGAUAGCGUGUAGUGCCGAAGUGCCGAAGCCCGAUGAGCAUGACAACGGAAGUGCCAUUGGACGGCCUCAUUUCGGAGCUGGACGUAUCCGAAAAUUGAACUGGGAAUAUCUUUUGAACAAAGCCAACUCCAUAUACAAAAUGUCCUGGGGUCUUUAG